Oryzias latipes (Japanese medaka) is the source of this 4126-nucleotide messenger RNA. RefSeq names its product BRCA1 DNA repair associated. Gene Ontology annotation, cellular component: BRCA1-A complex; BRCA1-BARD1 complex. The record is from RefSeq and is a predicted model, not a curated record. Lineage: Eukaryota; Metazoa; Chordata; Actinopteri; Beloniformes; Adrianichthyidae. Gene Ontology annotation, biological process: positive regulation of transcription by RNA polymerase II; mitotic G2 DNA damage checkpoint signaling; chordate embryonic development. Gene Ontology annotation, molecular function: ubiquitin-protein transferase activity; metal ion binding.
UAGGUGUAGUUCUACAUCCUGACCAAUAGAGGGCACUGAUAUGAAUUUAUAAAGACCAACCCUUUUGCCAGAAGAAGAGGAGUUGCGGGAAAACUGAAGCUAUAAGUUCCCUGUUGGACUUAUGAAACAUAAUAAAUAAAUAAAAAAUCAAAAUGAAAACCCCCAAAUCCAGUGAUGUCAGGAAAGGAAUCGCUGAUCUUUGGGAGACUCUGCAGUGCCCCAUAUGCCUGGAUUUAAUGGCUGUGCCCGUAUCUACUAAAUGCGACCACAAGUUCUGCAAGUUUUGCAUGACGAAGCUUUUGGACAGUUCCAAACAGAACGGGGCCAGCUGUCCAGUUUGUAAAUCCAAGAUUACUAGAAGGAGCUUACGAGAAAGUCCCAGCUUUCAAAAACUUGUCACAGGAUUGCAGGACAUCAUACAGGCUUAUGAACGUGACACUGGAACAAACUAUUUCACUGGUUUGAUCAACCAGAAAAAACCCUCAAGUUUAUCUGGAGAGACUCCUGAUGUGGAAAAUGCAGACCAAGAUAUUUCACAUUCUCACUCUUCCACUAUUGCAGCUCAGAGUGAUUUUGCAAAGCUGAUGGGACUUGAGGACUCGGCUCCCUUAGGAACGGAGCACGAGUGCGUGGACAGCGGCCUCGGCGACGCUCCGCCAACCAGUGACAGGAAGCUGUCCAGCCCCACCCACAGCUGUGAGCCCACGGUUACUGUCAGAAAGGUUGGACUAACGCACAAAACCAGGAAGAGGAAGAAGUCCUCCAACUUGACGAAAGCCUCUUCUGAUCCAGAGUCGACCCAAGAUGAACCUUUAAGAAAGUCUUCAAGGAAAAAGAAGAGAAAAGAUCUUGAACCUGACCAAAUUCUUGAGGAGAAAAAGAAGAAAAGCUUGGAGAAGGUUGCAGAGUGGCUCCUGAAAGUGCCUGUAGAUGAAGAGCGACCUCCUGAAGAGGCUGAAGACUCUGACAGCGCUUCGUCUGCAUCCACUAUAGAUCUCAAAGCGCACAAUUCUGAUUUGAAUGCUAAGAGAGAAGAUCGAGCGAAAGCGUUGGAAGAUCAGGUGUUCGGUGCCGUCUACAGAAGAAGAGGGACCAGGUCCACCUCACCUCUGAGGAAGGAUUUCGAGGAAUUGGAUGAUUCCAGACCGGAACAGCAAGGCGGUUUAAAAAAAAUUAAAGAAAAACAAGCGGCAGAAGAAAUGACUGUUUUCAAAAGAGGAGAAGAAAUGGAGGUUGUAGAGGAGAAUGGUUUAAAUUUAAGCGCUGACGAAUUGGAGAAAGAGGAAGGCAAGUGGGAAGUUCCACACUCUUCUCCAGACGCGAUGCAGCAAAAGGACGAAAAGACGCAGAGAAGGUCCCGAAGUCCUCUGCAGGACGUGGACUUGGAUUUGAAAGUGCAGCUUCAAGGACAAUCAGAAGUUCAUGAGCAGAAAACAACUGACGGGAGAAAAGAAAGGAACGCAAGGUUAAAAAAAGGCCAACCUACCAAAGUCCCGCCUCUUGUUUUAGUUGCUGCUCACAAUGGAGGAUCCAGCAUCCCGAAGACUGGAGAAAGAUCAGAAGAAGUCCAAGUGCAAAUAGAAAAUUACCCGAGCAGUGAAGAUCAAGAAACCCCCAUCAGGAGAAGAAGCUCACGGAAAAGUAAAAGACUUCAGCUUUCUUCUAAGAAAUUCCUCAACAAGAAGGUCAAUUUCAAAAUAUGUUUUCCUGACAAAGGGACAAAGAUGCCCGUUGACUCCCUUAAAAGUGAAAACGCCACACAAAGAAACGGAUGUGUGUACCAGCAAGAACUUGGUGGAAUUGAAAGUAUGGACUCUGGUGACAAAAUCUCCUUCCUUAAAACAGCAGAAGAACCACAACUUCUGUCUGAAGCUGAUGCAUCUGUGGUCUCGAACUCUAUAAGUCCAUCUGCAGUCGACCCAGCCCUCCCAGAGGAAAAUCCCAAAAGAGGUCCUCCCGUCGGAGAACCUCAAAUGGAAAACGAGGAGAAAAAUGACAGCGAGCUGGACACGGAGCAGCUUCUCAGAAGCUUCAAAUCAGCCAAAAGGAAAUCUUUCCAUCUUGGCCCACCAAGCAUGAAGAAGAAUCGCUCGGACAAAGAGGAGGAGACCAGCAUGGACGGAAAGGAGGCCCGCUGUGGGGAUUCUGAUCUUUCUCAGCAGCAGAAACCAGAGACUGAAAAAUCCUCCUGCAGUGAUUUGAUUCCUCCGUCAGUCUCACCCUUUCAGACGAGAAGAACGGCCAUUGAGAAACAGGAUCAAGUGGUCCAAGCUUCCAUCACUGAUGACCUCCCUUCAGAUCAGGAGGCUUUUGCCAGAAAGUCCACCCUUAAGAGUAGCCAAAGCAGUAACCUCAGUCCCAAUGAAGUGUCCAAGUGGGACAAGGAAAGCUCUCCUCUUUCUGUUGUUCCUCAAGUUGGAGAAUCCGGCCUCAUCUUCAGGGCUGUUCAGCGCCAAGAGACGCAACUCCCUCUGACUGCUGAUGGUCACUCGAGUGAUGCAAGCAAAGUGCCGGAGACGAGGAAUGAAAGUCCAGAAAGUUACCUACCCGGUACCUGCAGAUCGAACGCAGCCAAACACGCCUUCCUUCCAGAGUAUUCUUUAACCCCUGAUGGCCUGGUUGAACACGAGACGAGUGUUGAUGCUAGCGGAGACAUUAGCGCCCAUUCCUCUGUAAAUACCAAACCAAAAAAGAAAAGAGCUCAGAGGCUGGAGUCUUCAUCGGAAUCCAACGGCAGCGGAGCCGAAGCGGAGCUCCCAACUUUGAAGGAAAUCUUUGGAAAUGCAGCUGGAAAUCAGAGAGAAGCAGAGGGAUGCGAGGAAGCAGAAGGUCCUGCUGUGGAGGCUGCAGAACCCUGUGCAGAACCGUGUCCCAGCCCAGACAGUCAAGCAUCUGUGGAUUUAUUCGGCACUCCUGAGGAAUGUGAAGUUCCAGUAAAUGACACCAGUGUUUCCAUUGAGUCCUCCCAGUUUUCAAGUGAAAUCCUUGUAACUCAGCAAAAAAUUGAAAUGCAAAAGGAGCUGGUCAGGCUGGAGAAGCUGAUGGCUCUUGUUUCGGAGGUGUUGCAGGAGAAGGAGGAGAACCCCGCUCAAAAUCUCCCACCCGACAGCCGUCAGAUCAACAAAGUUACAAGCCCAGAUGCUGAUCCUUCCCUCCGGAAUGACCAGGACCCAGUCCAAGGCUCAGACAGGAUGGAUAUUCCAGGUGGAGCAGAAGAUCUCAAAAGGGUGUCGUCAGAGGAAAAGGUGGCGAUCGAGGUCGCCGUAUCGAGUCACGGUGACGCCACAGAGAUGGCAACCAGAACGGCCCAGAAAAGUAUUUUACCGCCACACGGACAAGAUGACAAAGAAAAUACCAGCCCUCCUAAAGCAGGAGCCAAAGGAAAGCCGGUGUUCGUGUCUUCUGGAUUGGGUCCCACUGAGCAGAUCAUGGUGAAAAAGUUUGCCAAGAGGAUUGGAGCGCGUGUGGUUUCCCGUGUGACAUCAGAAGUGACGCAUGUCGUCAUGCGCACAGAUGAUCAGCUGGUCUGUGAGCGCACCCUAAAGUAUUUCCUUGGAAUUGCAGGCAGGAAGUGGGUCGUCAGCUUCCAGUGGAUUUCCGAAUCCUUAAAACAGAAGAACCUCCUGGAUGAGAGUCUUUUUGAAGUGAGAGGUGAUGUGGUGAAUGGACCGAACCACUGUGGGCCCCAGAGGGGUCGCACCGCUGAAGACCAUAAUCUGCUCCUGAAGGGCUUCAAAAUCUGCUUCCAAGGAUCUUUUACUGACAUGACAACAGAUGAAAUGGAGUUGAUGGUGGAGCUCUGUGGAGCAACUGUGGUCAAAGACCCACUAUUUUUUGACAGUAAACAGCCUCAUCAACUCGUCAUCGUACAGCCAAGAUCAGACGCUUCAUCUUCAACAUACAGCAGUUUGGCCAGAAAGGCUACAGUUGUGACCCGCGGGUGGCUCUUGGAUACGGUCGCAACCUACACUGUGCAGAACUACAAAAAUUACACCAUAUAUGGACGUGAAAAUCCUUCAAUUUCCUCUUGAAACCCUUUUCUGAUUCACUUUAAAUGUCUGUUUUUAACAAAGCUGUAAUAUCUGUGUGUUGUGUGAAAAUGAAUAUAAAAUUUAAUCGAAUUUCA